GUUGGGGAAGCCCUUGUACCUGCAUCGUACCUUUUACCUGCACGAGCCCGCGGAAGCGUCAAAUCCUGCAAGACGCCGUUCUGCCGAAAAUCGCCGACGGGCCGGGAAACCCCGCGCCACCCAAAUGGGUGCGCUCAGAGCCCGCGCGGCUGCGCCUGCAAGUGAGACUUAGUGAGCUCUGACCGUUAGACCUCCGCCAAGGAGACCUCUGCUGCGCUGCCGGCUUUGGUACGACCGUCACGGGCACGUAGAAACAGUACGCGGCUCAACAGCAAACGCCGUCCAGAAUCGACAGCGGCCGCUAUUGGGCAGGCAGCUUUUUGCCCCGAAAGGACAACGUCCGCGGCGACACCGACAGCGAGCCGUGCUCAAAGUGGGCAGCAGCUGCUGCCGGCCUUCGCCACCACGCAAGUGGAAGCGCGCACGAGAAAACACGAAAGCGGCGGCCCUGCACCGAUAGAUCAGGCCCGCACCCUCUCAUAAGUGUGGGUGCUUCGAAGAAGCCCUCCACCCUCCCUUCCCUGGAGAACACGCCCAUCCUCCGCCCUUCCGCAGCCCCUGGGCCCCAUGGCGCCCGCGCCCGGAGCCACCGCUCAGCGCCCAGCGGACUCGCGCCCUGGGGCUUUCUUGCGCAGCUUCGGCAUCGCGUAGGAGUUGUACCGGUUGUCCUUCCCGAUGUCCAUGGUCUUCUUGUACUUGCGGUAGUACUUGGUGAGCGUCGACCUCUUCGGGGUCCUCGUCUUCCACUUCUUGAAGAUGUACCUCGUCGCCCGUGGCACGGGCUCGUCCGCCAGGGCGUCCAGCAGGUCCUGGGAGACCCUCGCCGUGGGCCUCUGCCAGGUCCGCGUCGGCGCUGCCCAACAGCGGCGAGGCGGGCCGGUGGCCGCCGCAGGCGACCACGAAGGCGCGCGGCACGGUCUGCGCCGCGAGCAGCAGAAGCCCUACUGCGGCCACGAGGCGCGUCGAGGGUCGCAUGGCGGCGGCUCCGGCGGCGCGAGCCGUGCAGUCGCAAGGGGCGCGGCGGCGAGGGGGUCGCACGCCCGAUGUGGGCCCUGAGCCAACAUGGCU
This is a messenger RNA of Prorocentrum cordatum, 1068 nucleotides long. Lineage: Eukaryota; Dinophyceae; Prorocentrales; Prorocentraceae. The record is from the annotation of a GenBank genome assembly.